Magnolia sinica is the source of this 2226-nucleotide messenger RNA. RefSeq names its product receptor-like protein 33. The transcript has 4 exons. Gene Ontology annotation, molecular function: protein binding. The record is from RefSeq and is a predicted model, not a curated record. Lineage: Eukaryota; Viridiplantae; Streptophyta; Magnoliopsida; Magnoliales; Magnoliaceae. Bases 1 to 2226 code for a protein of 741 amino acids.
AUGGUCGGAGUGGAUUUUACACACGGCGUCAAUCAGCAGUUCGCCGACCUUCACAGCGCCGACCGCGUGAGCUCUGUUCGCAACAGGAAGUUGCAGUCGAUCCAGGGAGUGCGGAAAUCCUUCCCCGACGACAGUUCUAUAAAGAGAAGGAAGGUGGAAGCAGAGGGGGGAGAGCACAUUUUUGGAGGGACAGUAACUUACGCUUCCAAUUACUUCAAUGACUCUCCAAUCCCAUCUGGGAUUGAGCAGCUCACCAGUUUGACCCAUCUCAACCUCUCUUUUUUGAGUUUUUAUGGCCAAAUCCCGCUGGAAAUCUCUCGCUUGACCACUUUGGUGUCCCUCGAUCUAUCUUACAAUUCCCUUCAACUCAAAAACCCAAGCAUCAGAGCAUUCGUCCAAAAUCUGUCCAGUCUAAGAGAACUCCAUCUCAGUUGGGCAAACAUCUCAGUUCAGGGUAGUGAGUGGGGCUUGGCCUUAUCCUCGGCACUCCCUCUCCUCCGCAAGUUGAGCUUGAGCUCUUGUCGUCUUUCAGGCCCCAUCCAUCCUUCCCUUUCCAACCUCCAUUUCCUAUCUGAACUCCACCUGAGUGGAAACUAUCUCUUUUCGGUGGUACCUAACUUCAUAGGGAACUUCUCUUCUUUAACUUCACUGCGCCUCAGAUAUUGCAUUUUGCAUGGCAAAUUUCCAGAGAGUAUUUUCAUGCUGCCAAACCUACAAACCUUGCAUGUAGGAUACAAUCCACUUCUUACGGGUGAAAUCCCUCCAAACAAUACUCUCCGGGAGUUGUCCCUAUCCGACACUGGAUUUUGUAGCAACCUACGGGAUUCAUUCACUAAUUCCAAACUGCUGACAAAGAUCCAGUUUAGUGAUUGUAACCUAACCGGCCAAUUUCCAUCAUGGCUUGUGAAGCUCGAGAAACUCAUGUAUUUGGAUCUUUCAUACAAUGGUUUCAGUGGACCAUUGCCAUCAUCAUUGUUUUCACUCCCAUCAUUACGAGAGGUGCAUCUCCGAGAUAAUCAAUUUAGUGGUCAACUUGUGGAGAAGUUCCCUCACUUAUUUGCAAUUGUACUUUUUUGCAAUUGUACUUACUUACAAGUCCUCGAUCUGUCUCACAACCGCUUCAGUGGUUCUAUUCCACCAUGUUUGGGUCAAAUCAGUAAUGCCCUCAUUGUGUUGAAUCUUGGAGGAAAUGCAUUUCAUGGCCCGUUGCUUCAAACAUUCAAAGAGGAGUGCACUCUAGAGACACUUGAUCUCAAUGGAAAUCACUUAGAAGGACAGGUGCCAAGUUCUUUGGCCAGGUGCAAGAAGCUAGAGGUGUUAAACCUUGGAAACAAUCAAAUACAUGACACCUACCCUUUCUGGAUAGAAAAUUUAUCCCAGUUGCACAUUCUCAUCUUGAGAUCCAACAAAUUUCAUGGCACCAUUGGGCACCCCCAAGCAAAUCAUACAUUUCCACUAUUACAAAUCUUUGAUCUCUGUAACAAUAGCUUCACGGGUAAGUUGCCAUCAAAUAUGUUAAGGAGUUGGAAAGCAAUGAUGGAGACCAAAUCUCAAUCUCAAUUUCUUAGCAAAACAUUUGACUAUGGAUACUAUCAAGAUAAAGUGACUAUAGUGAUCAAAGGGCAAGAAAGGGAACUUGUAAAGAUCCUUAUUGCCUUCACGGUAGUGGAUCUCUCAAAUAACCAAUUUCAUGGAGAUAUUCCAGAAUCAGCUGGGAAUUUAAAGUCAUUGGUUGUGCUUAAUAUGUCCUGUAACCAUUUCACAGGCCGAAUUCCAGCAUCACUUGGAAACAUUAAAGCUCUUGAGUCAUUGGAUUUAUCACAUAAUAGUAUAUCUGGAGAGAUUCCUUGGCAAUUGACAAAGCUAAACUUCCUUGCCGUGUUGGACCUUUCGGAAAACUUCCUCAUUGGAAGCAUACCGCAAGGUCCACAAUUCAAUACAUUCACAAAUAAAUCUUUUCUAGGGAACUCGGGAUUAUGUGGCACUCCACUGUCAAAGAAAUGUGAACACAUUGAGGCUUCACCACCAUUGGCACAAUCGGAAAGCAAAUAUGACUGGAAAUCCAUGUGGAUUGGCUUUGGAGUUGGAUAUGGAGUGGGAAUGGGAAUUCUUUUUUGGACUCUAGCACUUUGGACAAAGGGAAUGAAAGAAUUCACUAUAUUUGUUGAUAGAGUGCUUGUGCUGAUUUUUCCAUGUGAGGCAUUUAUUCUAAUGCAUCCAUACUAA